This is a messenger RNA of Anopheles marshallii, 1803 nucleotides long. RefSeq names its product geranylgeranyl transferase type-2 subunit alpha (gene RabGGTa). Gene Ontology annotation, biological process: protein geranylgeranylation. The transcript has 5 exons. Gene Ontology annotation, molecular function: Rab geranylgeranyltransferase activity. Gene Ontology annotation, cellular component: Rab-protein geranylgeranyltransferase complex; cytoplasm. Lineage: Eukaryota; Metazoa; Arthropoda; Insecta; Diptera; Culicidae. The record is from RefSeq and is a predicted model, not a curated record. Bases 1 to 1803 code for a protein of 600 amino acids.
AUGUCGUUUUCAAACGUUCAAGGUUCACCCGCCAGCUUCUCCCACAUCUCGUGGGGAGGUCACGAUCUUCAGACCCAACAACACCAAAAGCUGAACGCAGGCAUGAUAACCCAGCAGGUCGUUACGCCAAAUCAGAUGAUAACACAUGCACUAUUAGCUACACAACCGGCACAAUCGAACGUACCGGUCUUUUUGCACGGUCGAUUAAAAGUACGUACCAGCGCGGAAGAAGCAGCCCGCAAGAAGCUUGAACAGCAACAGAAGGUUAAAAUGUUCCGUGCGGCAAUGAGUCGCAUUUUCGAGAAGAAAUCGGCGCAGGAAUAUGACACCGAAAUGAUGGAAAUCACGGCAAAACUGUUGGGAAGCAACCCGGACAUAGCGACUCUGUGGAAUUUGCGCCGAAUGUGCAUUCUGGCGUUGAAAGACUCGAACGUUGAAGAUAUUCAAAGAGUUUUUGAUAACGAUCUUGGCUUUACGGAAAUGUGUCUCAUGGUAAACCCAAAAUCAUACUGCGCGUGGCACCAUCGUUGCUGGAUACUAGAAAAUACUCCUACAGCCGAUUGGCAAAAGGAGGUAGACUUAUGCACAAAGUAUCUAAAGCUGGACGAGCGCAAUUUUCACUGUUGGGAUUAUCGACGAUAUGUAGUCCAAAAUGCAAAGGUAACUCCGCAGAAGGAGUUCACAUUCUGCACGGAAAAGAUCGAGAAGAACUUUUCCAACUAUUCCUCGUGGCAUUAUAGAAGCAAACUGCUGCCGGUACUCUAUCCCCACAUGGAUGAUCCGAGUCGUCCCAUAAGCGAAGAAAAGUUGAAGGAAGAGCUAGAACUGGUCCUUACGGCAGCCUUCACCGAUCCUAACGAUAGCAGUGCUUGGUUUUAUCAACGGUGGUUGCUUGGUUACUCGCAACCUGAGCUAGAUCUAGCAGCUUGUCGCAUCGAUUCGAAGCAAAACCUUGCGGUACUGUCUUUUAGUGUACCGAUCGAUCUAGCUGCGGGUGGAUUCGAAUUGCUCGUACCGUGCUGUGAUAUAUGCAACGAUACCACCAAAUGGAUGCCGGCAAAUGAAGGAAACACUUUUGAUACAACUUGGAUCAUGAAAGGUUCGUUCGUAGUGAAUGAAGAAUGUGAUGCAACUGUAACGCUUCUCACGCCAGAUAAAGCCAAACACGUUCUCAACCUGCAAAUCGCAUCCCGGGACUGUGCGGUCGGAGUUAAGAAACCAAAGUUCGGCUACGAAUUCGGGUCAGCCAUCGUAGACGUGUUGAAAGCACAACUUGCAUCUUGCCAAGAACUGUUAGAAUAUGAACCAGACAGCAAAUGGACGCUGCUUACGGCUGCGCUACUAAUGAAAGCGAUCGAUCGUCGCGGAUAUUACGAAACCAUUCGUCAGCAUCUGGCAAAAUUGGAGACGGUAGAUGCGCUUCGAAAAGGAUAUUAUCUUGAUCUUGCCAGCAAAUGGUGCAUCGAAAACAGGUUAGAAGAAUGGAUCGAGGCAGGAAAUUUGUGCUCAGAAAUUAAGCUAUCCGGUAUGCAGCUAACCGUGGUGAAUUAUGUGCAAUAUUUCGUCACAGCUGAUGCUCUUAACUUAAGCACCAAUCAGCUAAUUGAUCGCAAUUUAGGUGUAUUAGGUGGGCUGGUGUUCUGUAGAAAGCUGAAUUUAGCGAACAAUGCAUUAGAAACGGGUGUUACGGUAAAAAAGUUACCGUUUGUGCAUGAAAUUAUACUAAAAGGUAAUGAGCAGCUUGCUGGAAACGAAACAGUGGUGGAAGAAUUGCGAACCAAAGUAAAGCACUUGGUGCUUUAA